This is a messenger RNA of Sordaria macrospora k-hell, 1437 nucleotides long. RefSeq lists its product as uncharacterized. The record is from RefSeq and is a predicted model, not a curated record. Lineage: Eukaryota; Fungi; Ascomycota; Sordariomycetes; Sordariales; Sordariaceae. Gene Ontology annotation, molecular function: heme binding; monooxygenase activity; iron ion binding.
AUGUCCAUCCUCAUCCCCAUCAGCAAAGAACUUCUGCCUCUUCAAGGAGAUACCAUUCUGUCCAAGCCCUUUCUGCCACAUCCAGCAAAAAUCACAGCCAAAAUGCUGAUAGCCAUUCUUGCCCUUCUCUCCUUCCUCUUGGCCUUCGGCCUCCACCACGUCCUAUCCCACCAAACCCGCCUCUUGCACCAAAUCUUCAACCAAACCAUCUUCAACACCUUCCAGCUUGCUCGUCUUAUUGGCCCUCCAAACCCCAACGACUCACUGACAAUUCCCGACCCCAUUUCUGAUUCAACCUCCGUCUCUAAAAUACCAGCGGCCCAAGCGCUAGCCACCAAGCGCGUCAACUACGCCCGUUCCGUUAUCGAUUUCUCAUAUGCCGGGCCCAAACUCGAUUUGGAAAACCGCCUUAGUCUCCGCGCCCUGGCCAACUCCCGUCUAGUUACGGCGUUCGGCAUCAACACGUCGCUCACCAGUUCGUCGGUCACCGUCCAUCAGGAGUUUCGCAAGUUGGCGAAUGCGUCAAUCAGCAAAAGUAAUGCAGAUUGGCAGAAGCUUUAUGAAGUGGCCAUGAACUUUCUUCGGGUGAAUGAAGCCGGCCAGGAUAUGGUUCGCUUGGCAGAGUGUGUUCGAUGCCUGUGCUUUGUUGUCGUUCUGGUCUCACAGUUUGGGGCAGACCUUACGAAGCUUGAUGAGGGCUUAGUAAAGAAGGUUACUGAUGAGAUCAAUGCGCAAUGGCUGAGGAGUAAGGUGAAUGAUGGGACUUUGAGGAGGUCGGCGAGAUUGAGUCACUAUCUUUACACCCUUUUUGAAGAUCCAGAGAAAUCGGUUGUUGAGGGUGCAACUAUCAGCUCAACGCAGGCACUUGGAUUGAUCAUGCCGCAGUACGAGACACUGUGGCGUGUAGUGCUCCUCACCUAUGUCACUGCGUACCACCGGCAGUCUGAUAGGCGGAGUUUGAAGAAAAGAGUCAGAGAUGUUCCAGUGUGUUUGGGGAACGCUGCCAAGGAGAAGGAGGCACUCAAGUUAGCAAAGGAGGGCCUGCGUCUCUACCCAUCCAACAACAGAAUCUAUCGUGCUGUCCCUGGCCCUGAACCUCCAAUUUUGGUUUCAGCAGAUGUUCAAGCAUGCCAUCGUGACCUCGCUGUCUGGGGUCUCGACGCUCUUGAGUUUCGACCGGAGCGGUUUGACAAUCUCGCACCUCUCCAGAACGAAGCCUACUUCCCUUUCUCUCUAGGCUCCCAUAAAUGCCCGGCUAUCAGCGGCUUCGGGAACAGGAUGGUUACUAUGCUCGUGGUCUCCAUGGGAAGGGCUCUUUCUCCAGAAACUGGAAGGCUGAAUUUCAGAGAUGCUAAACUGGACGACGACACUAGAACGUCUUUGCCGACUGGGCGGGACGAGAUGGAAAAAUGGUCCUGGGAUCGGACAUAUGUUUAG